AUGGAAUGGGUUGUUAAAGUCCGAGACGUUGAACCCGAAAAUCGUUGUCUUUUGUUACAUCCACUUUCCACCUCGUUGCCUUUAGAGCCGAAUUCAGAGUCGUUUCCAGAUGAAUUAAACGUCUUGGAAUUUCAGGUAUUGGAAUUAGCAAGAUGUUAUAGUCUGCGUAAAUCCAAUUCCAAUGAGGCAGAACACAAGGUGGUCGUAUCCUCGGAUCCUCAUUGGCAUGCGCCCAUGGUGAUGGCUGAGGCAAAACUAUACUACUGGGAUUUCAGUACCGCUAGUGUUGAGAUUCAAGAGUGCACCUUAGUACGGGAUAUACUCUUUGAACACCACGAAUUCGAAGAUGUUAUUUUUCAUAAGAGCAAGUUCUAUGUUGUUGCCAAGAAUGGUACUACUGUAUCCAUUGAUUCAUCCUUGAAGAUGACACAGGUCGCGUAUCCAACAACUUGUUCUUGCAGUAAGAAAUUGGUGGAGUCAUUGGGGGAUCUACUUUUAGUUGUGAAAUGUGCGAGGACUUUGAGGUGGAGAUGUCCUCAUAAUCCAACUCAUCAUGGAUGCAAGGUUUACAAGUUGAACGAACCUGAGAAGCAAUGGGUUGAAAUGAAAAGCUUGAAUAAAAAUCGAAGUUUGUUUGUGGGUGACUACACCAGCUUCUCUGCUUCUACUCUAGAUAUUCCCAGAUGCUUGGGGAAUCACAUUUUUUUCUCAUCAGAUCCAUACUUAGGGUUUCAUCGAUCCAAGAUCAAGUUGUUCGUGAGGCUUCUCAUGGAUGCGGAGGUGGUAGUGGUGGAGGUGAUAGUCAACGAACACGAUGAGGUAGGCCGGGGAUCUCAGGGAGCAUCUACAGGUGGCAGACUUCCUUCUCCCUCCACAUUAUCUCUUUAUGCAUAA
This is a messenger RNA of Rosa rugosa (rugosa rose), 894 nucleotides long. Its product is annotated as F-box protein At2g17036-like. The transcript has a single exon. The record is from RefSeq and is a predicted model, not a curated record. The coding region runs from base 1 to 894 and encodes 297 amino acids. NCBI's taxonomy places the organism in Eukaryota, Viridiplantae, Streptophyta, Magnoliopsida, Rosales, Rosaceae.